Hibiscus syriacus is the source of this 961-nucleotide messenger RNA. RefSeq lists its product as uncharacterized. The coding region runs from base 359 to 697 and encodes 112 amino acids. NCBI's taxonomy places the organism in Eukaryota, Viridiplantae, Streptophyta, Magnoliopsida, Malvales, Malvaceae. The record is from RefSeq and is a predicted model, not a curated record. The transcript has a single exon.
AAACCUACUUCGAUUCCUCCACCUCCAUAGACCACAACUUUUAACCUUUUUCCCAACCCUUUUUACAUUCUUAAUUAUAUCAAUCCACCAAAGUUUCGCCCUUCUAUGACAGGGAGUUACAGGUUCCUCCAAUCUAAAACAACCCCAUCAUCUUUAUAGAUUUCCUCGAUUUGGGUUUGAGAAAUCCCAGUCAAACUCUGUUUUUCCUCGAACUAGUAGUUGAUUUUUGGUGAUUUUUAACCAAAACCCACCAGUCAAACCAAUUCAAGAUUGGAUUUUUCUUGGCUUAAUUUCUUGUGAAGUUUCUUUUUUGUUCCUGACCAAGCGAUUCAAGGUUCUCGAUUGGAUUUUCAAGGAGAUGAAUUUCAGGAGCAUGGAGGAGUUUUGGGCCUAUUAUGUGACUCAACACUCCAAACGAUCAACAAGAAGGUGGCACUUUACCGGCACGCUCUUGAGUAUUGUGUUGUUUAUAUAUUCUUUGUUGUUCAAUUGGUGGUUCGUGGUGUUUGUGCCGAUAUGUGGCUAUGGGAUUGCCUGGUACAGUCAUUUCUUUGUGGAAGGGAAUGUGCCUGCCACUUUUGGGCAUCCGGUUUGGUCCUUUUUGUGUGAUUUCAGGAUGUUUGGAUUGAUGCUUACUGGGAAAAUGGAUAGGGAGAUCAAGAGGCUUGGAAAGAGACCUAUAUUAAACGGCUUCUAAAGGGUUCUUAUGCAGAACUUUUGUUUUUUGCCUGUUUAAUUCACAUGAUACAGUUGCUUGUAUUUUACAUUUCUUUGUUUACGAUGCUGUGAACUAUAGUUAAAACUCAUGUUUUACAUCUUGCUUCUGAAACUGUUUAGUUCACUUUUCUUGAGUUUAUGCUGAAUAAUCGAGUAUAAUUCAUUGAGACUCAGCUGGAUGAUUAUUGGUGUAGAAUUCUUGUAUUUUGGCUUUCUGAGUGAUGGGUUGAACAAUUUUGGGUAA